AUGGAAAGACACCAAAAUGGUAUGGAUGUGUGGCAAACCACUUUUCCCAACAGCAUAUCUGUACCAAAUCGAUCUAUUUCCCUAGGGCAAGGGCGAGUCAACCAAUUGGGAGGUUUGUUCAUCAACGGUCGUCCGCUGCCGAACCACAUCCGACUGAAGAUCGUGGAGAUGGCGGCGGCAGGAGUGCGGCCCUGCGUCAUCUCGCGCCAGCUGCGCGUCUCGCACGGCUGCGUCUCCAAGAUACUCAACAGAUACCAGGAGACGGGUUCUAUAAGACCAGGGGUGAUUGGAGGGUCAAAGCCGCGAGUCGCCACGCCUGAAGUCGAAGCCAGAAUCGAAGAGCUCAAGAGACAGAACCCUGGUAUCUUUUCUUGGGAAAUAAGGGAGAAAUUAAUAAAGGAGGGCGUGUCGGACCCACCCAGCAUCUCGUCCAUAUCGCGACUCCUGCGCGGUGGAGCGCGGGACCCGGACGGCAAAAAGGACUACAGCAUCGACGGAAUACUUGGAGGCCGUGGUUCCGACUCAUCAGACAUAGACUCGGAGCCAGGGUUGACGCUGAAGAGGAAGCAGCGUCGAUCCCGCACCACGUUCACUGGAGAACAACUGGAUGCCUUAGAGAGAGCCUUCCAUAGGACGCAGUACCCUGAUGUGUAUACCAGGGAGGAACUGGCUCUGCAGACUGGACUUACCGAAGCGAGGAUACAAGUCUGGUUCUCCAACCGGCGUGCUCGUCUGCGAAAGCAUACUGGAUCGAAUCCAAGUCCAGGAAUCGGAGGUUAUUCAGCGAUACCCAUGCCUCAAAUACCAUGUCCUUAUCCUGCCGGGGAAAUACCAUCGUUAUCUCAACACCACCCACAACACCCUGAUGCUGCUUGGCACCACCAGAAAUAUGCUAACUACAAUCAACUUAUGGCGCAGUCUCAGCAUUUGAACCAAGCAUUCCAAAAUGCCGCGUUUCCUAGCACCUCUGGCUCAACUUUUGGCCACUUAGUACCUGGAAGCAACCCUCCACCCCACAGCCAACUACUGGAUAGUGGUAUACCAAGAAACGAUUACGCUCGAUACCCUAGCAGCGACAUUUAUAACAAACCAAUAAACUAUUUACCAAAAGAGGCUGAAGUAGAAGACAAAGUGAACAGUGAUGAAGUGAUAGAGCCCAGGGAAGACGCUUUCGAAAAACCUCCUGGAGACGAGUACAGCAAAACGUUACCAAAUAAUGAAUAUCCAAAAGUUCCUGCUGAUUACUCCAAAGUAUCUGUGGAUCCUUCUGCCCCCUCUAACUGGAGUCCCUCACACAAUUCUUUGAACAUGAGUCUUGCAGGGCUGUCUAGUGAAUAUAAGUACAUGAACGAUCCAUAUUCUUUCCCAAAUGUGUCCGAUCCUCUGUCACAACACAACUACCCAAAUCCACCUAACGCAGCUAACAAGUACUGGAUUUGACACAGCUACUUUAAAAUUUUAUUUUAGUAAAUAUUAUUUUAACUUUAUUUAAAUUAUAAUUUAUAGUAUAGUUGUAAUUAGUAAAGAACGUUUGCGAGAAAUUACCUCUAUUUUGCAUUCCAAUUAAUGAUACCUAUUGUAAAACCAAACAUUUGUAAAUUGUUACUAAGAGAGUCAUUAGAUA
Molecule: messenger RNA, 1624 nt
Organism: Helicoverpa zea (corn earworm)
Lineage: Eukaryota; Metazoa; Arthropoda; Insecta; Lepidoptera; Noctuidae
Product: protein gooseberry-neuro-like
Exons: 6
Coding region: 1-1440 (479 amino acids)
Biological process (GO): anatomical structure development; regulation of transcription by RNA polymerase II
Molecular function (GO): RNA polymerase II cis-regulatory region sequence-specific DNA binding; DNA-binding transcription factor activity, RNA polymerase II-specific
Source: RefSeq, a predicted model, not a curated record